CUAUUGCCCAUCCAUAUCUUGAUUCUCUGUGUUGCGCUGAUGCUGAGUGAAUGGCGACAACAAUUACAUUCCACGUUCGCCCAGCUCCACCCGCCUCUCUAAUCAAACCCCAUUUCUCGCCGGCGUGUGCAUUUCAUUCUUCAUCUUCUCAGAGGUUUAAGAUGUCUUCCGCCGCGCAGGCGCUGCCUCCUCUCCCAGAUAAUCGCGUUGUGUUGGGUUGUGGAGGAUUAACGAUGGAUUAUUUGGCGGCUGUGGCUUCUUAUCCGAGCCCUGAUGAUAAGACUAGAAGCACCAGCUCCAAGGUUCAAGGAGGUGGGAAUGCAGGGAAUGCAUUGACAUGUGCGGCUCGUCUGGGUUUAAAACCUCGGCUGAUUUCCAAGGUAGCUGGUGAUCCUCAAGGUAAAGGGAUAAUAGAGGAGCUAGAAGCUGAUGGAGUCGAUUCAUCACUUAUUGUGGUUUCUGAAGGGGGAAACUCACCAUUCACCUAUAUUAUCGUUGAUGAACAAACGAAAACAAGGACUUGUAUCCACACUCCAGGUUAUCCUCCCAUGACACCUGGCGAGCUAACAGAAUCGAACUUGUCAGCAGCAUUGGAUGGUGCAAGGCUAGUGUAUUCUGACGGAAGGCUGCACGAGACUGCUUUAAUUGUGGCUCACGAGGCAACUCGUAGAGGUAUUCCUAUUUUAAUCGACGCGGAAAGGAAGAGAGAAGGUUUGGACGAUCUUUUGAAUUUGUCGAAUUAUGCCAUAUGCUCGGCUAAAUUUCCACAGGAAUGGACAGGCGCUCCAACUGUCCCUAGUGCACUCGUUUCUAUGCUUCUAAAAUUGCCGAAUAUCAAAUUUGUAGUAGUCACGUUGGGUGAAGAUGGUUGUGUGAUGCUUGAGAGGUCAAGUGAAAGUGGGCUAUCUGAAGAAGUGGAUGUCGAUGAUUUAUUAGAGACAUUAAAGCUGAAAAAGGAUUCCGACACCACCUUCCCAACAUGCGUAUCGUCGAAUGAGGUGAAAUUGCGCGCAAAGGGGAUAGGGUCCGUAUGCGGCAGGCUGCUUUUAGGAACAGCCGAGAAGAUUCCAGCUUCCGAACUUGUUGAUACUACCGGUGCUGGUGAUUCAUUUAUCGGAGCAAUUCUUUACGCUCUUUGCGCCGACAUGCCAGCUCAAAAGAUGCUGCCUUUUGCCGCUCAAGUGGCUGGUAUUGGGUGCAGAGCCAUGGGGGCAAGAACCGGUCUUCCACAGCGGACCGAUCCUCGUUUGACUUCUUUUUUAGUGUAGAGAUCCCAAGUGAUGGCCAAACUACUUAUGGUGCAGUGAUUGAUGUUAAAACAAGAAGUGGUCAUCAGCUUGGUAUUUUCCUUUUAGUGUUUUUGGCUGGGUUUUUCUGGACUGAUAUCUUGAUUUACCUGUUGCAGUUCUUGCCUUAGAUAAUGACAUGAUUCUUUAUUUCAAAUAGUGGUGCUUAUUUCAAUAAGUUUCUAUUUUGUGAGU
Messenger RNA from Erythranthe guttata (spotted monkey flower), 1481 nucleotides. RefSeq lists its product as uncharacterized. NCBI's taxonomy places the organism in Eukaryota, Viridiplantae, Streptophyta, Magnoliopsida, Lamiales, Phrymaceae. Gene Ontology annotation, molecular function: kinase activity. The record is from RefSeq and is a predicted model, not a curated record.